GGCCACGAACAGCCAUCAGUCCACCGGGGCUGUUGGGCCUGCCAGCGGGCCAUUUUGUGGCUCUCCUGUGUCUGUCUGGUCUCCUGAUCUCUGAAACAAUGAAGAUCAGGCGGUGUUGACUCUGAAGCUCAUGUCCCAUCAGCCAUAAUGGAGCUACCUGAUUAUCACCCACAGCAGCCACUUGUCCACUACACUGGCAAUUACACAGAGGAUCCGUUAACUUUGGAAGGAUCAUCAACAUCUCAGGAAUUAAAGGCAGAACCAGAUGGCAGACCAGUACCAGAAGAGAGCUGUCCCAUCUGUGGAGACAAAGUGUCAGGAUACCACUAUGGACUGCUCACUUGUGAAAGCUGCAAGGGCUUCUUUAAACGCUCAGUGCAGAAUAACAAGCAUUACACCUGUGCAGAACAACAGAGCUGCACCAUGAACCUUUCGCAGAGGAAACGCUGUCCUUUCUGCCGCUUCCAAAAGUGUUUGGCAGUGGGCAUGAAAAGAGAAGCAGUAAGAGCAGAUCGUAUGAGAGGUGGCAGGAAUAAAUUUGGCCCUCUGUACCGGCGGGACAGGCAGAUGAAACAGCAAAAGGUGUAUCACCAGCCAAACACUGCUCCCUACAGGAUUAGGAUGGAAACCACUCAAACACAUCGGCCCACAGCACCAAGUGAGCAUCACCUAAUGGGCAGUCACACAAGUGCUCCAUUUUCCUCUGAUGCUUUACAUCAGUCCCACAUAUAUCCCUCUGGCAUGGGGCAGUCGGGUGCUCCCAUGCCUCUGGACUGCACUAUGAAUGCAGACAGGGUGCUCACCCCUCUCUCGCUGCCCUACUCUGGACUGUACCACCGCACCUUCACCGGAUACCUCCAGGAGAAAGGAGAGAUGCCUUACAGCUACAGCCCGGCUCCAACAAACUAUGUGCACCCAAUUUCGGACAAUUCAUUCACACCAAGAAGCACACCAGCAUCAUCCCCCUGCUCAACACUAAGCUCAUCCACCCCUUUCUCACAGGCUCCCACCCAAACCCCAGACACCCCCUCAUCGGCCACUCUUAAACACAACUUCCUCAAUCAACUCCUGGAGGGGGAGCAGGAUGAGAGCCAGCUGUGUGCUAAGGUCCUCGCCAGUCUGCAGAGAGAACAGGCCAACCGGGGCAAGCACGACCGCCUAAAUACAUUCAGCGUCAUGUGCAAGAUGGCAGACCAGACGUUGUUUGGGCUUGUGGAGUGGGCUAGGAACAGUGCACUCUUCAAGGAGCUCAAGGUGGAGGACCAGAUGGUGCUGCUGCAGAGCUGUUGGAGUGAGCUGCUGGUCCUGGAUCACCUUUGUAGACAGGUGAUCUACAGCAAAGAGGGCUGCAUAUAUCUGGUCACUGGACAACAGAUUGAGGUGUUGACCGUCAUCUCUCAGGCAGGAGUGACACUGAGUAGCCUGGUAUCAAGGACCCAGGACUUAGUGUCCAAACUGAAGGCAUUCCAGUUGGACAGACAUGAGUUCAUCUGUCUCAAACACUUAGUGCUAUUCAACCCUGAUGUGAAGUCAGUGCAGAGCCGCAAGCAGGUGGAGCAGACGCAAGAGAGGGUGAACAGGGCCCUGAUGGAGCACACCCAACAGAGUGAUCCAAGACACUCGGACAAGUUUGGCCAGCUGCUGCUACGACUUCCUGAAGUACGCAGCAUUAGCUUGCAGGUUGAGGAGUAUUUGUACCAGCGCCAUCUUCUGGGAGAUUUGCCAUGCAACUCUCUACUCACUGAGAUGCUGCACACCAAGCACAGCUGAGAAGAUGCUGCUGUAUCUUCAAGCCCUCUUCAAACAGCGGCACAGUCAGAGUGUGCUGCUGUGAAUUUUUGUACCUCCCUUUAGGCCCAACUUUCGAUGAUUGUUGCAAAUAGUAACUGGCAUGCUCUCUUUAAAAGCCCACUUCAAAAAUAUUUUGAAAAAACAUUUUGUAAACCUGCGUCAUACUUACCCAAGUGUCCAUUAUCAACAGUAUUACCACAGCCGAACAGUCCAGUCAACAUAUGUUGCUGUCAGUAUUGUUAGACAGAUUUGAGGUCCAAGCACUACCAAUAGGCAGAAGUGCUUAACUGUGUAAAAACAAAAUAUCUGAAUAAAGAAACCAAUGUGUAUUCAACACCCAUAACUGAA
This is a messenger RNA of Anarrhichthys ocellatus (wolf-eel), 2139 nucleotides long. It is a transcript of the gene nr5a5, whose product is annotated as nuclear receptor subfamily 5, group A, member 5. Gene Ontology annotation, molecular function: nuclear receptor activity; zinc ion binding; RNA polymerase II cis-regulatory region sequence-specific DNA binding. The record is from RefSeq and is a predicted model, not a curated record. The coding region runs from base 148 to 1770 and encodes 540 amino acids. Gene Ontology annotation, biological process: tissue development; hormone-mediated signaling pathway; regulation of transcription by RNA polymerase II. The transcript has 7 exons. NCBI's taxonomy places the organism in Eukaryota, Metazoa, Chordata, Actinopteri, Perciformes, Anarhichadidae. Gene Ontology annotation, cellular component: RNA polymerase II transcription regulator complex.